ACUGCUGCCGACGCGUUCUGGAAGCUUCGGGUCGGCGGGGAAACGUUGGUGGUGCAGGUUCCAGGACGGGGGAAAGGAAUCCAUCUCCAUCGGAAGAUUGAGCGGGCAUCCGGGCGCAGACAUGCCGGAAAACGCAAGCACAAAAGGGGCCUUUCUGAAUGUGGCCACAGGGAACCGCAACUCUGGCGGCAAUCGCCGUUCUUACCAGGAUAAAGAUAAGCCCGCCCAGAUCCGCUUCAGCAACAUUUCUGCGGGGAAAGCGGUUGCGGAUGCUGUUAGGACAAGUCUUGGGCCAAAGGGAAUGGAUAAAAUGAUCCAAGAUGGUAAAGGUGAUGUGACAAUCACAAAUGAUGGUGCAACAAUUCUGAAGCAGAUGCAGGUUCUUCAUCCUGCAGCCAAAAUGCUGGUGGAGUUAUCAAAAGCACAAGAUAUUGAAGCUGGAGAUGGCACUACAUCUGUUGUGGUCAUUGCAGGUGCUCUCCUGGAUGCUUGUUCCAGACUUCUUCAGAAAGGAAUUCAUCCCACCAUCAUUUCGGAGUCAUUCCAGAAGGCAUUGGAAAAAGGCACUGAAGUCUUGACCAACAUGGGACAGCCUGUUGAACUGAGUGACAGAGAAACCCUCCUUAACAGUGCAACUACUGCAUUGAAUUCUAAGGUUGUAUCGCAGUAUUCUAGUCUCCUUUCUCCAAUGAGUGUUGAAGCUGUGAUGAAGGUGAUAGAUCCAACUACAGCUAGCAGCGUGGAUCUUAGAGACAUUAAAAUUGUUAAAAAACUUGGGGGCACAAUUGAUGACUGUGAACUCGUUGAAGGGCUGGUCCUCACACAAAAAGUGGCCAAUACUGGAGUAACCAGAGUGGAAAAAGCUAAAAUAGGGCUCAUUCAGUUUUGCUUAUCUGCUCCAAAAACAGAUAUGGAUAACCAGAUUGUUGUUUCUGACUACACCCAAAUGGAUAGAGUCUUGCGUGAAGAGAGAGCGUACAUUCUGAAUUUAGUUAAGCAAAUUAAGAAGACGGGUUGUAAUGUACUACUCAUUCAAAAAUCCAUUUUACGGGAUGCUCUAAGUGAUCUGGCUCUACAUUUCCUGAACAAAAUGAAGAUCAUGGUGAUCAAAGAUAUUGAAAGAGAAGACAUUGAAUUUAUAUGUAAGACAAUUGGAACUAAGCCAGUUGCUCAUAUUGAUCAGUUCACUGGUGAGAUGCUGGGAUCUGCCGAACUUGCAGAAGAAGUGAAUUUAAAUGGAUCUGGAAAGCUAAUUAAGAUUACAGGCUGUGCUAGCCCUGGAAAAACUGUAACAAUUGUGGUACGAGGGUCUAAUAAACUGGUGAUCGAAGAGGCUGAGCGUUCCAUUCAUGAUGCUUUGUGUGUUGUCCGUUGUUUGGUCAAGAAAAGAGCGCUAAUUGCAGGUGGUGGAGCACCAGAAAUAGAGUUGGCAUUACGCUUGAAUGAAUAUUCUCGUAUUUUAAGUGGCAUGGAAUCUUACUGUGUUCGUGCUUAUGGAGAGGCUCUGGAAAUUAUUCCAUCCACCCUGGCUGAAAAUGCGGGCCUUAAUCCGAUAUCCACUGUUACAGAGCUGAGAAACAGACAUGCACAAGGAGAGAAAACUGCUGGCAUUAAUGUCAGAAAGGGUGGAAUUUCAAAUAUCUUGGAAGAGCUGGUGGUCCAGCCUUUAUUGGUAUCAAUCAGUGCUCUCACCCUAGCUACAGAAACAGUUCGUAGCAUUCUUAAGAUUGAUGAUGUGGUGAACACUCGAUGAAAUGACUAAAGGAAGAGGCAGUACUCUAAACUAGUACACUAUACUAAGUUUGGAACUUGGCUCCUUUAUAGAGGCACUGCGUUAGACCCCUACUUAGCUUGCGGUUGUGUUCAUGUUCUGUCAAUCUAAGUUAAUAAAACCUCAACCUCAAAAAAC
Protobothrops mucrosquamatus (brown spotted pit viper) is the source of this 1909-nucleotide messenger RNA. It is a transcript of the gene CCT4, whose product is annotated as chaperonin containing TCP1 subunit 4. The record is from RefSeq and is a predicted model, not a curated record. The transcript has 14 exons. Gene Ontology annotation, molecular function: ATP binding; ATP-dependent protein folding chaperone; ATP hydrolysis activity. The coding region runs from base 122 to 1753 and encodes 543 amino acids. NCBI's taxonomy places the organism in Eukaryota, Metazoa, Chordata, Lepidosauria, Squamata, Viperidae. Gene Ontology annotation, cellular component: chaperonin-containing T-complex. Gene Ontology annotation, biological process: protein folding.